UAUAACGUAUUUGUACCACCGACGAUAUUCUCUUAAUUCAUCUUUCUCUUCUUUAUUCAUCUUUCUCUUCAUCUUGAUUCGCCUAAUUAGGAAAAGGGUGUUAUCAAUCUUCUCAGAUACGGUCACUUUUGUUAAAUUUGGAUAUAUAAGAUCAUUGUAUUACCGAAAAAUAUUUGGGGAAGAUGGAUGUUGAUGGACCAAAGAAUUACGCUUUGACUCUUCCAAUGGCUAUAAGGGGGAUUGUAUGUAUGGUGGUUUAUGUAUUGACUUCCUUCAUGUAUUUGAUAUAUUUAGCCCCCUUUGCAGCAGUUUUUCUCCGUCUAUUUAGCAUACAUUAUAGUAGGAAGUUAACAUCUUUCUUUCUCGGUCUUUGGCUAGCUAUGUGGCCUUUCUUAUUUGAAAAGAUCAACAAAACUAAGGUUGUGUUUUCUGGAGAAAGUGUUCCACAAAGGGAGCGUGUUUUACUUAUUGCUAAUCAUAAAACGGAAGUUGACUGGAUGUAUCUUUGGGAUCUUGCACUAAGAAAGGGAUCCUUAGGAAGUAUCAAGUAUGUUCUUAAGAGCAGCUUGAUGAAAUUGCCACUUUGGGGCUGGGGAUUUCAUAUUUUGGAGUUCAUUUCAGUUGAAAGAAAGUGGAAAGUAGAUGAAAUUAUGAUGCGAAAGACACUGAUGACUUUUACCAAUCCAAUAGAUGAGUUGUGGCUUGCUCUUUUUCCCGAAGGAACUGAUUUUACAGAACAAAAGUGCGUAAAAAGCCAGAAAUUUGCUGCUGAAAAUGGGUUACCUAUUCUAAAGAAUGUGUUGCUUCCCAAAUCAAGAGGCUUCCAUGCUUGUUUGGAAAUACUAAGGGGAUCUUUGGAUGCAGUGUAUGACGUGACAAUAGCAUACAAGAACCGGUGUCCCACUUUCUUGGAUAACGUUUUUGGCAUAGAACCAACAGAAGUUCAUGUCCAUGUUCGUCGCAUCCCGCUAGACGAUAUCCCAUCUUCACAAACUGAGUGCAAUUCUUGGCUAUUAAAUACAUUUCAUCUCAAGGAUCAGUUACUUUCAGAUUUUAUUACAACGGGUCAUUUUCCAAAUGAAGGAACAGAAACCGAGCUCUCGACUAUAAAAUGCUUGGCCAGGUGCUUGGCAGUUUUAGCCGUCACAUGUGUAUCAACAUAUGCUACAUUUUAUUUAUCUUUUGGGUUCAAAAUCUAUGUUGGCUUAGCUUGUGCAUACUUGACUUUAGCUACAAACUUUGGUUUUCAUCCCUCACCGGUUCUUGACUAUGCGAAAAUGUUAUUAUCUCCAAAGAAGUCGAUUUAGGGGAAAUGAACCUGUUCUGUACAGAAUAAGUUUAUAUAUGUUGAAUUAUGUUACAUUUUAUACUA
This is a messenger RNA of Erigeron canadensis, 1372 nucleotides long. RefSeq names its product probable 1-acyl-sn-glycerol-3-phosphate acyltransferase 5. The record is from RefSeq and is a predicted model, not a curated record. Gene Ontology annotation, molecular function: acyltransferase activity. The coding region runs from base 183 to 1307 and encodes 374 amino acids. The transcript has 4 exons. Gene Ontology annotation, cellular component: endomembrane system. Lineage: Eukaryota; Viridiplantae; Streptophyta; Magnoliopsida; Asterales; Asteraceae.